GGCAGAGGCGUUGUCUCAUUUGACUCGCAAUAUGGGAAAAGAGAAAAGUUCGAUUUUGCUCCUCAAGAAUCUUUUGACAGGGAUAGGAGUUCUACCAUUGACGGACGGUCAUUCGAAAUGGAUAGACAGGGUUUGGACGUUAUUGUGCUUUUGCUGUGGUUCGUUUCUGUUAAUGUCAUCGUUUCAGUUUAUGAUAGAAGUGCCUAUCCCAAUAAUUGACAAACUCGAAACUUUGCUUUAUAUUACAGCAAGUAUCCAUAUAGUUUCCAAUCAGGCCAUUUUGAUCUUGAAAAGCAAAGCCGUGAAAAUUCUGAUCGAAGAUAUCGAAAAUCUCUACAAUAUUCUCUACGAGAAUGAAAAUAAUGCUUCUAUCUUAAACAAAUGGUCGAAUAGAGGAAAACGCCAAGCCUAUUUCUUCAUUUCGACAUAUAUAGUUUAUACUUGCUGCAAUUGUCUCAUGAGCAUUUUACACCUGUUAAUUUUUAAUGUCUACAAAUCGCCUUACUCGAUCGGCACACUGUUCGUACCGAAAGACCUUAAAGCCUUAGCAAUGGUGUUCCAAGUUUUCACCAUGUUCUUCGGAACUCUCAUCAUGUCCAUACACAUGUCUUUCAUUUGUAUCAUCGGGACGUCUAUCGCCGGAGGGAUGGAAGUUCUGAAGAAAGAACUUCAGGCUAGAUCAACAACGGAUAACAGAGAUUUUCAUUUGUUUUCUUACAAAUUACAUUCACAAAUUAUUAAUCUCACGGCUCGGUUUAACAAAAUAUACGGAUUCCCGCUGGCAAUUCUGACAGCAUUUUGCUCUAUUCAGUGUUGUCUUACUACCUACCCACUGGCAAGGGCAAAUGUAAGAGCACAGGACUUCGUCUUGUUUUGCACUACAAAUGUUUUUCCUGUUGCGAUAUGCGAGACUGGAAACGCCGUUUUUACUGAGUCAAACAACGUAUUUCUGGCCACUUAUGACAAUUACUGGUACAACGAAAGCCCAAAGAGCAGAAAAGAGCUUUCUAUCAUGAUGUUGGUCGCGAGAAGACCUUUACAUUUACACUUCAGGCAUGUCGUAAGGUUCACUUACGAAACGUAUCUUAGUAUUUUACAAACUUCCUAUUCUUACAUGGCAGUACUGAGGACAAUGGAGAGGUCUUAAAUAUAUGAAAAUUUUCGAAAAUAUUUCUUUCUUGUUGUUAGACUUAGUUAAGACUUUGCAUUAAAUUUUUAAUAACUUGUUCUGCCUAGAUUAGUAAUAUUUUAUGCAUUUGGAUAUAGUUUUAACUGCAUUCGUAUGCAGUGCUUGAAAUUUUUCCUGUAGGUAUAUGCUAACAUUUUCUUGGCGUGUUAUAUCAAUGGUUGUGGACUAAACAAUUGGCUUGUUUAUUAGUUUAUAGUCAUUAUCUUUUUGCAUAUGUACACAUCCCUUAAAGUUAUAGACAUAAAUAAACAAAAUGUAAUAAAUCCAAGAGGCUUUUAAGAACGGCAGACUAAAUUUAAUCUCCUCCUAUAGGUUUUAU
Messenger RNA from Cimex lectularius (bed bug), 1508 nucleotides. Its product is annotated as putative odorant receptor 69a. Gene Ontology annotation, biological process: detection of chemical stimulus involved in sensory perception of smell; sensory perception of smell. Bases 32 to 1147 code for a protein of 371 amino acids. Lineage: Eukaryota; Metazoa; Arthropoda; Insecta; Hemiptera; Cimicidae. The record is from RefSeq and is a predicted model, not a curated record. Gene Ontology annotation, cellular component: plasma membrane. Gene Ontology annotation, molecular function: odorant binding; olfactory receptor activity. The transcript has 6 exons.